Messenger RNA from Osmia bicornis bicornis, 1737 nucleotides. It is a transcript of the gene Tsen2, whose product is annotated as tRNA-splicing endonuclease subunit Sen2. Gene Ontology annotation, molecular function: nucleic acid binding; tRNA-intron lyase activity. Gene Ontology annotation, biological process: tRNA splicing, via endonucleolytic cleavage and ligation; tRNA-type intron splice site recognition and cleavage. The record is from RefSeq and is a predicted model, not a curated record. Lineage: Eukaryota; Metazoa; Arthropoda; Insecta; Hymenoptera; Megachilidae. Gene Ontology annotation, cellular component: tRNA-intron endonuclease complex. The coding region runs from base 319 to 1656 and encodes 445 amino acids. The transcript is spliced from 4 exons.
AUGAUACCUGAUGAUACCUCGAAUAAUAUUUUUUCAUUUCACUUUCUGCAAUUUUACACUUACCUUAAAGAAAAAGUUGAAUAUCGUAAGGUGCAUAAAAAAACAACGAGAUUAUACAAAUGUUGAUGCAAUAUAAAAAUGAAACUUGUAAUAUUACUUAAAGAAUUUACAAUUCAUAUAACCAUUAUUAAUACACAACCUUUAAACAAUAAAUAAAUUGACUUAAAAAUCGUAAGUUUCAUGCACAAUUCGGUAUAAAAUUAUAUUUCACUGACUGUGACUUAAUUGUUUGGACUUUGUAUUAUUACGAAUUAUAAAAUGAAUUUACGAGAACCAAAGAGAAAACGACGCGUCAAAUUAAGAGAACAGUCACCCUUUCCAAUUAUAAUAGGUAAUAAAGAUGAAUGGGUAACUUACACUGCUCAUCUUACAGAGUUAGGAUCAUGUAUAAUUGAACCAAAUGAAAUUGUUGCAAUACAUUCCAUGGGUUUUUUUGGUAAAGGUUCCUUAUCUCGUGGUUUUCCUUCAUUUGGUAAAGCAAGAUCUGGAGCACCUCCUAUUAUUAGAAAUAGACAAUGGAUUCGAAGAGAAGAAUGGUUAAGACAACUUAAUGAAAUAAGUAUGGAACCUAAUAACAGUAAACGUACAAGCCUAGAAGAAGAGUAUGAAUUUAUUCAUUCUGAAAAUAUUGAUAAACGUGAUGAUAAAUUUACAAACAGCCCAAGGAAAGAAAGUACACCAGAUAUAAUUGAAAUAGAUGUAGAUCCUGUUUCUUGUAAUAAAAAUGAAGAAACUAGUAAACAAACUGAUAAAAAGAUAGAAGUAAGUCAUUCAGAUUUCAGUUCUGUAAAAGAUGAUAUGUUGAAUAUUAUAAGUAAAAAUAUGAAUGAACAAUGCAUUGAUAAUAAUGAAGAAUACAUUGAAGAUGAAGAAAAGAGAGAGCCUUACUGCUUUGAAGAUUUUAAUUUUAAGAAAAGUACUGUAUGUUUUGUUAACAAUGAUGCAAAUAUUCAAAAUGAAUUACUUGUCCUGCCAGACAGUGAUUCAGAGACUGAGAAUUAUUUAAAAGAAAUAACACCUAAGAUUAAACAUGAAAGUUUUCCAGUUCAAGAAACCCUUCACCUCACAUUUGAAGAAACAUUUUUUCUUUUGUAUGGCUUGGGUUGUUUAAACCUAAUAGACUUUGAUGGUAAUUUAUUAGAUAUUGAUAGUGCUUGGCAUUUUUUCUGUAAAGCUGAUAAAAAUUUUGUACAAAAAUAUGUUGUUUAUCAUUAUUUUCGAAGUAAAGGAUGGGUAGUAAAACCAGGACUUAAAUAUGGUGGAGACUUCUUGUUAUAUAAACAAGGUCCACCAUUCUAUCAUGCAUCUUAUAUUGUAAUAGUGGAUGAUUUAGAUGGUGACACCUUAAUUAGAAAUCAAAGUAAAUCCAUGCAUAAAUUAACAUGGAAUAAUUUACUAGGAUUAGAAAGAUUAUCAGAGACUGCUGCCAAGGAAAUAUUAUUUGCACAAGUUUUAUGGCCAUCUUCAACUUCAGAAACAUCUACCUUAUUUAAUGUAGACAUACUGUCAGAAUUUUCUGUAAGAGAAGUAUUAUGGAGAAGAUGGGAUCCUAAACAUACUAAAGAUACAGAAGAGGAAGAUGAUGAUUCAUCUUAAUUUUGUGCUAAAUAGUUUAUUACAUUUGUAUGUAAAUGAGCGUAUAUACAUUGAAGAUUAUUAUAUUUCUAUAUGAUUACA